AUGGAUUUGGCAUUGAUUCCGGGGGUUGCCGCCAUGAAUUGCUUGCGAAUUACACCAUUUUCAUCGACAGCCGCCACUUUGGAUGGGAAUGUGGCGGCUGUUGGUGAAAAUGGCGGAAUUACCGUGGAAGACGUGGAGGCAACCCUCGGAAUUAAUGCCCAACCGACUGGCGGCGAAGGAGUCAAGAUGGUGGUGCCCAUGGGCUUCAAGUUUGACGCAGACCCGAGAGAAACAAGUAUGGCCGUGUCGUCGCGGGUUCCGAAACGAACCAAGAGGGCCGGAACGCCGCCCAAAUCCAAGUCGUCCGUCCGAGAGGCCCUGUCCUCUGGCGGCACUGGCCCGUUUUGGAACCGGCGCCGCAGCUCGCAUCCCGGGCCCGAGAUUUCCCUUUUGUCUGAGCAGAGUCACGAAGACCUGGUUGCUGUCGAUGUGAAACAAACCGAGGAUGAACCGGAUUAUUACGGCAGCACGCGUUCCCGCAGGAGCCGCCACGAGGCCGAGCUGGCCCACAGGCCCAAAAGAGGCCCGAGGAGCAAAAGCCGCGGCAGGGCCGUUUCCGAUGCCCUGUUGGACGUCAUCACCAUGUGCGGGCCUUGA
Messenger RNA from Notodromas monacha, 597 nucleotides. NCBI's taxonomy places the organism in Eukaryota, Metazoa, Arthropoda, Ostracoda, Podocopida, Cyprididae. The record is from the annotation of a GenBank genome assembly.